AUGGACGACGUGCACUCGCGGCUGCUUCGAGAGGUCAACACGUACCUCGACUUCUUCCAGCGGCGGCGAGUCGUUCCCUCGCAAGAGAUCGAGCAGGACUACGUCGAUGCGCUCAGGAAGCUCUCGUUGAAGGCCCAGCAGGGUGAUCGGGCGUUGGAUGACGACCUCCAGGCGCAAGUCCCGACGAGCUGGAGACGGGCGUGGCUCGCUGUCCGCAACGCAGUCGAGGACGAGGCGAGGGCUCACAAGGGGACGGCAGACGGGCUGGACCGCUUGGUGAAGACGCUGAGCACCUUGCGGGACGACAGGGACCGCAUCAGGCGGAGGAUCCGGGAGGACUUGCGUUCGACGGCGAACGAGCAUGGCGAGUACAAGGGGGUCGUCCAGCGACUGAGGAAGAUGUACGAGCGCAAAGUGGAGGAGCUGCAGCAUCAUGAGGAGGCAGAGACGGCGAAGGACCAGGAUCCUGCGUUCAGCAGCAAGGGAGGGAAGGAAGAGGGUUGGCCGCCCGAGCACUGGCUCAAUCACGAGAACGGGCCUGUGACGAGCGGCAGGAACCGCAGCGACUCGGCGGCAUCGUCCAAGGCGGGCGGCAGCGCCAGCGACAUCGACUCUCCUCCCAGUUCAGCCGUUUCUCCCGCCCUCGCCCCCGUCUUCGUCUCCGGCGCAACAUCCUCCUCCUCCGCAGCUCCCUCCGCCUACCGAGACCCUCCUACCGGCAAGCAGAACGUCUUCGAGGCGAUCGCGAAGCGCGACUGGUCGGGCGAGAAGCACCGGGUCAACUCGAUCGUGCGUGCGGUCGGCAACUUGGCGAAGGGAGCGGAUCCGGCUACGGCGCUGGGACCGUCGCGUACGGUGCGGAACAAGCAGUACGGCAGCAAGUUGAAGCGUGAGGCGGAGCAGGCCGACCGCGACUACCGAUCCGGCAUUUUCCAGCUUGAGACGCUGCGCCUCCAGAAGCAACGGGUGCAGACCUCGGCCCGCGAGUCGCUGAAGGAGUUCGUCAACGAGCUCGCCUCGACUUUCAAAACUCAGCUGGAGAAGCGCGUGUCGGAUGAGAUCCUGCUCGGCGAGACGCAUACGGCGAUUGCGAGCCAUCUCGUGCCCGACAUCGCCAGCAUCGACGCUCAGCAAGACGCGCAAACCUUCUUCGCCGGCGUGCAAGACCCCGCGCCGGCUGAUCCCCCAGUCUACUAUGUCAACGCUUUCGUUGGCGAAUGCAGGUCGUUAUUGUUUGGCGUCGGCUUGCAGGAUUACCAUGCGAAGCAUCCGAACAUGCUGGUUCCUCUCAUCGUGCAGCGAUGCAUCGCGAAUGUCGAAGCGACGGGUCUUGACCAAGAGGGCAUUUACCGAGUUCCAGGCAAGCUCGCGACAAUCCAGCAGAUCGUGCACCGUAUGGAGAAGGGCGAGGAGGCUUUCGAGUUUGGGCCGAACGACGACCCGCCGGCAGUCGCUGGAGUCCUCAAGCUGUACCUCCGCCAGCUUCCCGUCCCGCUCUUCCCCUUCCUCCCGACCGAUCGCCGCGCUUUCACCGCCGAGCAUGCCGCCUCCUCCGACACUGCCAUCGCUUCUCUCGCCCGCCGCAUCCGCCGCCUCUCUCCACCGCAGCAAGCGACACUCAAGGCGCUGUGUCAACACCUCGCGAAAGUCGCCGAGCACGAGUCGGUCAACAAGAUGAGCGCGUCGAACCUGGCUCUCAUCUUCACCUCGGUCAUCUUCGGCGAAGACGACGUCGCGUCGCUCGAAGCGGCUAUGCAAGGCUCGAAGGAUAACGUCAUGGAGAUCCUCAUCAGACAGCAGGCGUCGCUGUUCCGCGACUUGCCUGUCGACCCGCCUUCCGGCGUUCGCUCUCGCCAGAGCAGCGACCACAUCAGCUCGCCGCGAGCUCCGGUCGACCUUGCAUCGGCUUCGACAGCGAGUCCGAAUGCGAGUGCCGGCGACGACAGCCGCGGAAGGUCAGCAUCGGCGUCUAGCACGCACCUCACGGUGCCGAGGGAGACUUUGGAAGGGGCGACCGGCUCUUCUCCAGCACUGCGCGCCGGCUCGAUUGAUUCGGUCUACGCUCUCUACGACCAGGCGACAACGCCAGGCGUCCUCGCCCCCGAGACCUCGCCUCUUUCCGCUCACCAUCCCGCAAAUCCUCCGCCGGGUAGAAGCACGCCGACGCUGAUCUCACCGCCUCACUCGCGACCCCUCUCUGCCUCGCCGGCUGCCAUACUCAGCCCGCCAAAGCUCUCACCGAUGGCGGAACACCCGCAACCUCUCGAUGAACCCCUUCCACCGCCUCGUAUUUCGGCAACUCAGCAGCCUCGCCGCGAACACUCCUUCGACGAGCCCGAACCGCCUCUUUCCGCCGCGCUCGGCCGGCAUAUUCACACGCCAGAAUAG
Molecule: messenger RNA, 2388 nt
Organism: Rhodotorula toruloides NP11
Lineage: Eukaryota; Fungi; Basidiomycota; Microbotryomycetes; Sporidiobolales; Sporidiobolaceae
Product: Rho GTPase activation protein domain containing protein
Exons: 13
Coding region: 1-2388 (795 amino acids)
Biological process (GO): signal transduction; regulation of GTPase activity
Cellular component (GO): cytoplasm
Source: RefSeq, a predicted model, not a curated record